UUCCUUCAACUUCCUAGCGGGAAGAGAGGAGCAGUCCACCUCGGAGGUCCGGAUACAGCAGAUUUGUGCAAAAAUGAAGAUCUCCAGAGCUGAAUAUAAAGAAAUCGCGAAGUGGACAGAGCAGCUGAGACCCACGCGUCAGUGCAUGAAGAUGCUCAAAGAGAAAUUCCCCAAUCACUCUCAGUCCACUCUCCUGAGCAUCUUCUCCCUUCAGUACCAGAAACGAACCAAAAGGACGAUCUCCAGACACCACGCUCCAGAAGUGAUUGAAGGCUACUACAAAAGGUAUCAGACUGAAUCUCAGGCGCGUCCCUCUGACCCUGUGCUGCUGGACAUGGCCAACGAGGUGGAUCUGUCUCCUGCUCUGAUGGCUCGUCUCAUCUUGGACAGGUUCCUCCAGGACUCGGACAGCGGGACACCUUCCAAAUCCGUCCUGAACAGCAUGCUGAAGGAGCCAACUCUGAUUCCAGACCAGACUUUGGCCAAGAAUAUUUACCAAUGCACAAUAAACGACUGCUGUUAUGGGCCGCUGGUAGACUGCAUCAAACAUGCAAUCGGCCAGGAGCACGAAGUUCUGCUGAGGGACAUGCUGAAGGAGAGGAACAUGUCCUUUCUAGAUGAAAACCAGCUGAGGACCAUGGGCUAUGACAAAACUCCAGACAUUAUCCUGGAAGUUCCUGUUGCUGUUGACGGCCAUAUCGUGCACUGGAUCGAGAGCAAGGCGUCGUUCGGAGACGACUACAGCCACCGGACGUACCUCAACGAGCAGUUCUGGAGCUACUGGAACAGGUUCGGCCCGGGCCUCGUCAUCUACUGGUACGGUUUCAUCUCGGAGCUCGACUGCCAGCGCGACCGCGGCAUCAUGCUCACGGAGCGCUUCCCCGGGGACAUCGUCACCCUGUACCAGGCGGGUCAAACGCACGCCCACGCCCACGCCCGGCCCGGAGGUGAACCCGGGUCCAGCCAGCCCGAUCCUCAGUGACAGACGAGGGGAUGAAUGGGAGGAAGGAGAGAGAGAGGGGAAGAGGAACACUUAAGUCGGCACCAUGCAAAUCCGGAAGCAAUUUGGAUUUCCUGACGGGAGACGUACACGCAGACACACAGAGACACGGAGAAGGGACGACGGCCAAAAGAUCUGAGCGAACUUCCAGUGAACCGGGCUCUCCGUCUGACCCCCGAGCCCCGGAUUGUACUGGUUUAUUGGGAAAUCUAAGACGGAAUGUUCAUAUCAGCAAAAGGAACAUAAACUAGAACGUAAACAUGUUUUGUUUUGGUUUACAGCGUUUAAAACCUGCCACGUGGAAGCAGUGUUGGGAAGGUGACUUUUAAAAUUAAGAUUACAGAUUACACACCCCAAAAUGUAGUUUGUAACGGAAUCCAUUAAAUUACUUGAGGUGAGUAAUGUAAUCUGAAUACUUUGGAUUACUUGAUUUGAUGUAGAGAAGCAAAGACGAGGAAAUCUUCACAUAAGAUGUUCUGUCUGCUUAAAGAAAAUAAAAAUCCCAGACUUUACUGAACCACAUUAAAAAUAUUAUUGAUAAAAGAGGAGGAGACACGUCCGUCCAGCUUGGUUUAGUCCUGUUAAAUCCUGUUUUAGACCUGGUUUUAGACCUGAUUUAGAUCUAGUUUAGACCUGGUUUUAGACCUGGUUUAGACCUGCUUUAGAUCUAGUUUAGACCUGGUUUAGACCUGGUUUUAGUCCUGGUUUAGACCUGGUUUAGACCUGGUUUAGACCUGGUUUUAGACCUGGUUUAGAUCUAGUUUAGACCUGGUUUAGACCUGGGUUUAGACCUGGUUUAGAUCUAGUUUAGAUCUAGUUUAGACCUGGUUUAGUCCUGGUUUAGACCUGGGUUUAGACCUGGUUUAGAUUUAGUUUAGAUCUAGUUUAGACCUGGUUUAGAUCUAGUUUAGACCUGGUUUAGACCUGGGUUUAGACCUGGUUUAGAUCUAGUUUAGAUCUAGUUUAGACCUGGGUUUAGACCUGGUUUAGACCUGGUUUAGACCUAGAUUUAGUCCUGGUUUAGUUUCCGGCAAUGGGUGGAAUUACCAAAAAAUAAAAAAUAAUAAUAAAAAAAUAUUAAAAAGCUCAAAUAGCUCAAAAUGCAAAAACAGGAAAAUACCACCAUGUAAUCCAUUUAUUUCAACAAAGUAACUGUAAUCCAAUUACUACUCACUGAAACAGUAACUGAAUACAGUUACUCAUCAUUUGUACUCUGAUUACAUAACUCUGGUACAUGUAAUCUGUUACUCCCCAACACUGCGUGGAAUCACUCUGAAACGUCGGCUUUUUCGCUCGAUUUUAAUGCAUCAUUUUGACUAAAUAAGAUUAAAUUUUGGAUCUAGAAAGUGCCAGAGUAAAGCUUUAAUUAAUGCGUCUUUUAUUUAUUCAUUCGUAAGUGUUUUAUUGGUCAAAACUCUAUUGAAAAACCUUAAUUCGUACAGUGAGCGGGGCCGCCUCUCCACGGAUCUGACCUCUAACCGGCGGCAUCACCAUGGAGAUGAGCGUAAAGCCACACUGCGGAACAUUCCAGGCCAAGCAAUACCAAUCAGAAAAGUUAUAGUGCUAAAUUUGGACAGAUUUAAAACAGAUUUUUUAUUUUUUUCUGAUUGUCGAAUGGACUUUACGGAUGUAUUUUUCAUUUCUUGCACUGUGGAGUUUGUUUUUUCUGAUUUGAUUUGAAUGAAUUUGAAUAAAAUACUGGUCCUACCUGA
Messenger RNA from Boleophthalmus pectinirostris (great blue-spotted mudskipper), 2712 nucleotides. RefSeq names its product CDAN1 interacting nuclease 1 (gene cdin1). NCBI's taxonomy places the organism in Eukaryota, Metazoa, Chordata, Actinopteri, Gobiiformes, Gobiidae. Gene Ontology annotation, biological process: erythrocyte differentiation. Gene Ontology annotation, cellular component: cytoplasm; nucleus. The record is from RefSeq and is a predicted model, not a curated record. The coding region runs from base 74 to 982 and encodes 302 amino acids. The transcript has 12 exons.